Papaver somniferum (opium poppy) is the source of this 3291-nucleotide messenger RNA. RefSeq lists its product as uncharacterized. The transcript has 6 exons. The record is from RefSeq and is a predicted model, not a curated record. The coding region runs from base 799 to 3048 and encodes 749 amino acids. NCBI's taxonomy places the organism in Eukaryota, Viridiplantae, Streptophyta, Magnoliopsida, Ranunculales, Papaveraceae.
UGUUGAACAAAGAUUAAAGAAAAAUUCAGUGGGUAGAAAAGAAAAAGGGUGCAUGUGGACGUAGUUUUGGAUGGGAUUAUCUCUCAAAUCAAAAAACUGGUAAAAUAAAAUGUGCCAGAAAUCUCUGGUUGCAAAAAAGAGGAAUUAGAUUAGAGGGAGAGAGAAAGAGUAGUGCUGACGCAAAUUAUUUUUGAAGAAUUUGUUUUCUUUUUUUAAUUUCUUUAAGUUAUUUUCUUAGAAAUAAAAACAACACAAAAAGAGAAAGAAAGAGAGAGAGAUAUGGGAAGGAGGACGACAAUAACAACUGCUUAUACACAAGAAGAAGAAGAUAAAUAUCAGAAUCCCAUUUUCAUCAACAAUCAAGAAGAAGAAAUUUUAUCAUAUUUUCAUCUCAGAUUACUUGUUAUGUUAUUAUUAUUCUAGGAAAACAUAGAGUUUUUCUUUGAUUAUUAUCAUGAUUUAUGCAGUAUUGGAUUCAUCGAUCUCAAUCUUCAUCGGCUCAUCGGGGAAUUUGUCAAGUAAUCAUGAAUCUACAAUGGGCGGACGGAUAGUGGUAUGGGGUUCAGAAGAUUUGUUCAUAUCAUUUGGUUCGGAUCCUAAUUGACGCGAUUAUAAGGAUAUAUAGUUAUAUUUGGUGGAUAUUUGAAAUUUUGGUGUAGUGAUUCAUUUGGGUAGUAGCUAGGAAUUUAGUUUUGCUUGGACAAAUUUAGGUAAAGGUUUCAUUCACUCUUUAGACUGAUAUAGAAACUGCAAUUGAUAUAUUGCUAGGAAUAGAUAAUCUGAAACAGUAGGAAAUUUAUGGGAUUGCCUCAAGUUGCUGCCACCAAAGUCUGUGACGAAGUCACAGCAUCUGUGAGCACAUUUAUGCAUAACCUGCCUCAGUUCAGUGGUGCAAGGGGGUGCGACUUGGAUAGAAUGCAUGGAGCAAAUGUGGGUAAUAGGAUGCCAGGAGAAUUUCCGUGUUCUUCUAUUGGAGAUUUCCAAAGCAAGACCACCUUGGAGGUUCAGAAAGCCCCUAAUGCACUUUCCAAGCGUGAUGGUUUGGGGAAUGAUGCAUCAGAUGUUCAUAGGUUGUGGACGGAUUAUAAGGAUAAGAAAUGUUGGUUAACUCCUACCGCUGCACGUAAUAUUCAUCAUCCUGUUUCAAGAAUUGUAGGUUUUGGAUCAGAUGAAUCGGCUUUGUUUGCUCAUGGGAUAGAGGAAAGAUUACAAGCUAAUGUACACUCAUCUUCACCGACAACUGCUGGGAUUAAUUAUAACAAGACUGAGCUGCUCGGAUCACUAGCGAGAAAACGCUUGUUAUCCCCUCUUAAUAGCAUGCUUUCGGCAAAUAGUUUCAAUGGUGAUCCGCUAGACAUAGUUGGGGGUGAUAACCAGUUCAGUUCUUGCGGUUUAAGUAAUAAGUUCCGGCUAUCUGUGUCACAAGAUCAUAAGAAAGCUAAUAUCGGUAAUUCCAAGUCCCCGUUAUGGCCAACAUUCAGCUGCCCAACAAGGAAUACCAUGCUAGAUAAUGCCACCUGCGCAAGCUCCAGUAUACUCACUGAUGGCCCUUUGCUUGUACCUGAUGAACAUUGUUUUCCACUGCUGGAUCCUUGUAGAGAUAAUCUAGUAAGAACCCAAGCUGGGGCUAUUGCCAUAACCCAGAAGGAGGUGAUCUCGCCUCCUCUCUCGUUAUCCCCUCUAGGUCCCAAAUUCUCGGAAAGAAUGAAAACUGGAGGAAUUUGCAGAAAUUCUAGAAAUGGUGAAUACCUAACCUCAAAGAACAUAGGUAAGUCACUUGAUGGAGCUGUCUCACACGUUUUAUUUAGCCAGGAAGAAGAGGAACCCAACAUGAGGACUGAAAGUCAUAAAGAUAUUUAUCCACGUACCCCUGAAAAAACUAAUAAGGUUGGGCGAUAUUGGACGCCAGAGUCAGCACCUACUCCACAAUGCAUCAAAAUGAUUAGAAGUGUUAGAAGAUCCUUGGUUGGUUCAUUUGAAGAAUCUCUGUUAUCCGGCCGGCUCUCUUCUGGCAAAGCCAGUCAGACAAUUGAUGGCUUUCUUGCUGUUCUUAAUAUCACUGGAGGGAGUUUUUCGCCACCACCACAAAGACUUCCCUUCACAGUAACUAGUGUGCAUGGAGAUAGUUACUUGCUAUAUUAUUCAUCUAUCGAUCUUGCUGGAAAUUUACCGUCAAAUAAAUAUAAACCAUCAAAGCUCAAGAGAAGCCUCAGCAACAAUGAUUCUAGAAAAGCCAAGACUCACCUGCGCAUUCCUGUGAAAGGGCGAAUACAGCUGGUUCUCAGCAAUCCAGAAAAGACACCUCUUCACACAUUCUUCUGCAAUUAUGAUUUGACUGACAUGCCAGCUGGAACCAAGACAUUCUUGCGUCAAAAGGUUACUCUAGCUGCUUCCAAAGGAGGAAGCACGAAAUCUGCUCCAGUAUCAAAGCAGUGCCAUCCAAUGAAGCCUGUUAGAGAAGUUCCCAACCCUAAUGAAGUAGUUGACACUGUAAAUAACUUGGGUUCUGUGAAUCAAAGUUCUAAAGUUAUAAAAAGUGAUAGAUCCCAUUUUAUGGGAUGUGUAUAUAGUGGUGAUAAUCAACAAUAUCCCCAGCCAGGUCGGACCCAACAUAGUGGAGAGAUGAACUGCUUGUUGCUUUCUCCAGGGGAUGAUCUUUCUCAGACAAAUGAAUUACAUGGCAGUCAGCAGGAGAAGACUCCAAUGGAAACGAGUGAAGAAACUGACAAGAGGUUUUUUCAUAGUCCUAUCAAUGAGAACACUGCUGGUGUUCUGCGGUAUGCCCUUCAUCUUCGUUUUCUAUGCCUCUCUAAGAGAUGUUCAAAGUCGCUGCAAAGGUGCAAAUCUGAUCCUUUAUCCAACCCACAAACUAAUAGCUUGGACGUUGGAGGUGAACGGCGAUUCUACUUAUAUGAUGACUUGAGGGUCGUUUUUCCUCAGCGCCAUUCAGACUCUGACGAAGGAAAGGCUUUGUUUACUUUGUCAUGGCAGUUGAACACAGACUACCAUUUCCCGGAGAAUCCAAAAUACUUUGACUUCCAAGACUGAUAUCUCGACAUUCGACAACGAGAACAAUGUACGUAGUCGUCUCUCCUAGUAAGGGACUCUCCUAUAUUCACAUUCUCGAUCAUGCUGGCAUAUUUGUACAUAUUCCGGUCAUCAACACCCACAUCAUUUCCUUCCUUUUUGUUCAUAAUGGGUGAGACAUCAAUCAACCUGUAAAGAUUUUCGUCUUUUCAAUAAAAAAAUUAAACAAUAAUGUUCAAUUGUAAAAGUGUUUUUUCACUUUCA